GCGGGCGCUUCCUUGCGUCCUCCUCCUCCUGCUCCUCCUUCCCUUCUUGCUUGAGCUGCUGAGGCGAAAGCGAACGCCCAAGCCUCGUUGGUGGCUCUUCCUUCCAUUCGGUCUGCCUUCCGUCCUCGCCCCCUUCUCUCUCUCUCUCUCUCUCCCCCUCCCCAAACCACCGUCUGUUCUUUUUUUUUUCCGGCCUGGGCCUGGACGGAGUGUGAGAGGGCGACGGCGAGCCCUUUGCCCCUUUCCGCCCGAGUGGCCGACUCCCCGCCGCCAUCCGCGCUCCUCCUGCGGCCGCCGCCUCUGGAGUGCCUUCGUCGCCUAGCGGAGCUCGGGCGAAGAAAGGAAACCUCCUUUCCGUCGAAGAGGGAGAGAGGGCGGGCGAGCGGGCGGAGGGCGGCUUCUCUCCGACGUUCCCUCCCUCUCGCUUCCCCCCCCCCCACGCCUUCCUCUCGGAGGGGGGGAGGGGAGAGAAGCGCCCAGAGCCCCGGCGAGGGAAGCCAGACGCGCGCGGAGCUCGCCCGCUCCGGCUGUGCGCGGAAAGAACCAUGCGAGAAUACAAAGUGGUCGUGCUGGGCUCGGGCGGGGUGGGCAAGUCGGCGCUCACCGUCCAGUUCGUGACGGGCUCCUUCAUCGAGAAAUACGACCCCACCAUCGAGGACUUCUACCGCAAGGAGAUCGAGGUGGAUUCCUCGCCUUCCGUGCUGGAGAUCUUGGACACGGCCGGCACCGAGCAGUUCGCCUCCAUGCGGGACUUGUACAUCAAGAACGGGCAAGGCUUCAUCUUGGUCUACAGCCUGGUGAACCAGCAGAGCUUUCAGGACAUCAAGCCCAUGAGGGACCAGAUCAUUCGGGUCAAGAGGUACGAGAAAGUGCCCAUGAUCUUGGUAGGCAACAAGGUGGACCUGGAAGGCGAGCGGGAGGUCUCGUUCGGGGAAGGCAAAGCUCUGGCCGAGGAGUGGAGCUGCCCCUUUAUGGAAACUUCAGCCAAAAACAAAGCCUCGGUGGACGAACUCUUUGCCGAGAUCGUCCGGCAGAUGAACUAUGCUUCGCAGCCCAAUGGGGACGAUCAGUGCUGCUCUUCCUGUGUGAUCCUCUGAAAAGGAGGGGGCGGGAGGGAGGAGUGAACAGCACCACCGCGGUUGCUCUGCAUUGUGUUCCCCCCCUCCUUUCCCCCCCCUUUCUUUUCUUAAAACAACAAAAAAUCUUGAAAAUAAAAAAGGUUUACAGCAACAGCAACAACGCUGUACGGAAAACAUAGCGGCGGCGGGGAACACAGCAGCCAAUGUCAUCCUGUGAAAACUCGAGCUUUUGAAUCGAUUUUGCAUCACACCCGGGUUCUUUCCAGGGGUAUGGCUUCUCCUAGCACUGCUGCGGGUGGUGAUCAGUGUCAUGGGUAUGCAUUGUGUUUAGUUAACAUCUGACUCCCUAAAAAGAAGAAUAAAACCCCACCAAAAAAGAGUCUCGUUGGGGAAGUGUUGGUGCUGUCCGCAUGUACGUGCCAUCGUUUUGAUUGUCGCUUAUUUCUUGUACCUAACCUCUUUACAGAGGGCUGUAUUGGCAACUGAUGACCAGUAGGAAAAGUUUGUGUGUGCCUCCUCUGCAGCUGAAAGAAGGAGGGGAGCUGGUAGUUGCUUUAUAGCAGGAAGAUUUUGAAAACAAAAAGCUCUAGAAGAAUGGAAAGGGAGCCGCAAAAGAGGAAUGUUUUUUUUUUUCAUGUGGGGGAAGUGAACGUCUUACCUUUGUCAAUCGGAACCUAACUAGUGACUACAAAAAAACUUGCAAUUCUGAGGAUUUCUAUGCAAAGUUGGAAUAUCAGUUAACAAGCGUAUCCCAUCCGAAGAAGUAUUGAACGUGUACUACCUGGGACUUUAAUAACACUGAUGCCAAUACAGUGCGCAAGGUGCCAGAAAAAAAAAGUCUGCUGAUUACUUGUGAAAUCUUCUAUUUUGUUUACCUGCUGUAUCGAACGGAGGGAAUGGAAAGCAUUUAUUUGUGUGUGUGUGUGUGUGUUUUAAAAAAAAAUCAGCUGUGAAAACAUUACAGAUCUGCACAAUUUUUAAGUUGUGUGUCUUUUUGGGGAGGGGUUUGGGGGGGGAAGAGGAAGGGCACAGUGAUGGUUCCUCUAAUUUAAUUUGUGGUGGGUGGGUGAGGGGUUGGCAAGACUUGAUUUUGACACCUAGCCCUUGAAAGUACAAAGACUUCCUAAGAUGCCAUGCAGGGCCCAACAGCUACCCUGUUUCUGUAAGAGUGCCUUUGAAACAGCUGUUGCAGCCGGUGCCAACCUGUGGAAGUUCCAGGGAUACUCAGCUAACAAACAAACAAUUAUUUUACCAUUUUCUCUCAGUAAACAUAGCAAACAAGUUGGAACAACAAGGCCUAUUAUUAAUGGAAUUAAUUUUAUUUUGCUUUUCAUUUGACCUUUCCCCUCCCCCCUUUCACUUUCAUUCCCAUGGCUUUCAGGGCUGUUUUGGUUCAAGCUCACAGACAUUUAUGUGGUUUUUGUGUGUACAGCUUUUUUUU
Molecule: messenger RNA, 2520 nt
Organism: Pogona vitticeps (central bearded dragon)
Lineage: Eukaryota; Metazoa; Chordata; Lepidosauria; Squamata; Agamidae
Gene: RAP2B
Product: RAP2B, member of RAS oncogene family
Biological process (GO): Rap protein signal transduction
Cellular component (GO): membrane
Molecular function (GO): GTP binding; GTPase activity
Source: RefSeq, a predicted model, not a curated record